AUGCCCUACGAGAUCACACCGAAUUGUUCACCAAUCACAACGCUAGUGGAGUUCCAUCAAAUAUACGGGAGCAUCCACGUGUACCUAAUGCUCUGUUGGUGUCCCCUGGGGGUGUUCUCCAACCUCCUUAACAUCAUCGUCCUCAACCAACGACGAAUGCGCACCCCCACCAACUUCUUACUCACCUGUCUCGCCGUCUCCGACGCGUGUCUCAUGUUCAUCUACGUGAUCUUCGUUUCCUACUUCGUGAACGGCGGUAGAAUGCGUUCACUCACCUACCCCAUGGCCCUCUAUCUGCUAGUUCACGUGAAUCUCCAGAAUAUCCUCCACAUCUUCUCCUGCGGCAUCAUCAUAACCCUAGCGGUGUUCCGCCUGCUCUAUGCACGCUGUCUCCUCAAAUGCCAUAUCCUGUGCAGCCAACGGCGAGCUGGAAUUGCCGUCGUUAUUGUCAUCCUCACCGCCUGCUUCUUCACCAUCCCCUGCAUGAUCUCGCAUCACGUGGAAUCAGCCAGUUCUGACCUUGGACCAGGCGAUCUCGAGCUGAGAUCAGUUCAACACGAGAAUCUCACCCAGAUGUACACGGUGAAUUACGUGGAUAAUAUUGUGUACCGCCUCCUUGUGUACUGGAAUGCAGCGAUUUUUGUCAAACUUUUGCCCCUGGUUAGCAUGAUCACCCUCUCCUCCAUGCUCCUGGUCAGCAUUCACCAACGAGCCCGACGUACAAAGAGCCAGAAAAACAGGAAGAUCUCUGGCGGGGCUUUUUCAGGCACGGAGUGGAGCGAGGCCCCUCCCAACCCCCUCGAACAGGUGGCGUUGGCAGGGAAACUGAGGAAACGCUCGCACAGCCGGACAUCGCACAUGCUCCUGGCCAUUAUGAUUAUCUACAUUGUCACGUAUUUACCACAGGUGAGGCAAGCAUUUUUGAUUAUUCCAUCAAUUUAUUCAUUAUUUUACAAAAAGCGAACUUUAAUGUUGCCUUUAAUGCAACAAUGUAUAUCUUGUCACAUAAGGCAAAAAUUUGUGGUCGUCGAAGUGAAAUUUAACCACAGAAAAUGUCAAGUGACUUCAUAUGAGUUUUCCUACAACACGCUUAAAGUAGCAUUUAUUUUAAAAUUUAUGCGCUUGCUAUGGUUUAGAUUUUGUUCACGCUUUAAUUUGGUUAAUUAA
Mesocestoides corti is the source of this 1167-nucleotide messenger RNA. Lineage: Eukaryota; Metazoa; Platyhelminthes; Cestoda; Cyclophyllidea; Mesocestoididae. The record is from the annotation of a GenBank genome assembly.